CAGUCGCGUCGCGGGCAGGCGAGCGAUCAGUAGUGAACGGGUUCGCGAGCGGUGAGGUUGCGCGCGUGUGUGUGUGUGCGGGGUGUGCAGCGCGCGUAAAUAGAGAGGGCGAAAUAGUGAACCCCUUCUCCUCCUCCUCCUCCUGCUUGCCUGCCUGCCUGCCUGCCUGCCCGCCUGCCUACCUGCCUACCUGCCUGCCUAUUUACCUGCUUGCACCACCUCCACCCCGACCGGCGUUGUGGGGGCGAGAAAAAGAAAAACACACAACACAGACUCUCGUCGCCUCAGCAUGCAACCUCCACCGAGAAAAGGGAACUUCGCAAAAUUCCUGAAGAAUGUGCAUACAGAGCAAGCGGCAAAGUUGCAGGCGAAAAACCAACACGAAUGCGACCUUCUGGAGGACAUACGUAAUUUCACAAUAAAAAAGUCCGCUAUUGAGAAAUCUUAUUCCGAGGCGCUGCUCAAAAUAUCGUCCGCGUAUUUGAACAAAAAGAUACCCAACAUUCCGGACCUUAAAGUCGAUGGAGCCGAAGAAAAAUGGAACAUGUGGAACGUAUGGCGAACAGUGCUCGAGGAAAACGAGAAACUGGCACGCGCGCGCCUCGCCGCCGUCGAGGUCUUCCAGCAGCAGAUCGCUGAUGACGCCAAGAGCCUCAAGAUACAUAAGAUGCAAAUUUCCAAAAAGGCAAUCGACCAAUUACUAAUAGUACAAAAGGAGCUGCAGACCUGCGUGCAGGACGUGGACAAAACUAAGAAAUUCUACUUUGACGAAGAACACAGUGCACACGAUGUACGCGACAAAGCAAAGGACAUCGAGGAGAAAUUGAAGAAGAAGAAAGGCUCCUUCUUCCAGUCGAUAACGUCACUGCAGAAGAACAGCGCCAAGGUAAGCUCGAAACGAGACGCCCUGGAGGAGAAGUCCACCGGAGCGCGCAACGAUUACAUGCUCAGCCUCGCCGCCGCAAACGCCCACCAGAACCGCUACUUUGUGAUCGACCUUCAGAGCACUAUGCAGUACCUGGAGCAAGGAGUUUAUGACAAGGUGGCAGAGUACUUGACUCUCAUGGGUCGUACGGAACUGCUCACAUGCGUGGCCACGCAGAAUAGCUUUGGCAAAAUACGUGACCAAGCGCAGCAGCUUACCAGAGAAUACAAUAUUCAGUGUUGUUGUUUAUACUACCCAGUCUUAAAGCAACACAUCCAGUAUGAAUUCGAGCCGUGUGAUCAUGACCCGGUAGAAAGGAUAACCGCCGAUCACGCGGCGGCAUCCGCUCUGGGCAAAGAGGCACGUCGCUGGUCGACGAGAAUCGCCCGCGAAGUCAGCAGCAUUCGCGAGAACAACCGAAAGAUACAGGCGAUGCUACAACUUAGAGAGGCCGGCCAAAAGACUGAUCCGAAUGAUCCUAAUGGUCCAGAUUUAGAAACUAAGAUCGAUGAGUUGAAGCAUGCUAUUCGACGCGCAGAGACUGCAAAACUUAAAGCAGAAGCAAGGAUAGAGUGUCUCCGACACGGUGGAGUGAACGUGGACGAAUUCUUGCAAGAGGCCGAGACGCUCAGUGUUCAGGACAUGCCGCGUUCGGCCAGUUCCUUAUCUGUUAGAACAGACGCAUCUGGUGCCGCGGAGCAUCCGUCCUCAGAUUCAUUCUACGACAGCGAUGGUGAUGGCGGCAGCGACCUGACAACCGUUGAACGCCCUGGAAGCGGAAGGAACGUUCCACAGCAGGAGGAGGAAGUUGCCACUGAUGAGAGACAGAGGCACGACAGCGCCGAGGUAGAUGCAUUAUUGGAGCAAGAGAAACAACGAAUAGAAGAGUUGACGGCAGGUUGGGACGAUCCCACGGCGGUGGACUGGGACAACGAAGAGAAGGAGGAACAAGAGACGCGCGGGACGCCGGAAAUGAUCUCCAGCCAGCCCACCUACAAGUGCACUGCUCUCUAUUCAUAUACAGCGCAAAAUCCAGACGAACUGUCGAUUGUGGAGAGUGAACAGCUGGAUGUAGUCGGAGAGGGCGAUGGUGAUGGUUGGUUGAAGGCGCGCAAUUAUCGAGGCGAAGAAGGUUUCGUGCCGCAGAACUAUUUGGACGUGGAACGUGAGCCGGAAGGACCAACCUCCGGCGGUCUUACUUCACAAGGCCCGGUGGGCCUAGUCCAGCAGAUUUCCUUCUCGUCCGUCGAUUACACCAUCGACGAUCACGACGCCGUUGAUCCUGACGCGAGUCUGCACAACGCCAUCGCUGCCGACACCAUUGUACAAAAUCACAUCGGAGAGGUGGAGCAGUAUUGCAUCGCGCUAUACGACUACGAUGCGACUUGCGACGAAGAGCUGAGCUUCCUCGAAGGCGACAUCGUCCGGGUGUUGCAUAAGGAGCCGCACGAAGUGGAUGACGGUUGGUGGGAAGGAGAACUACGGGACCAGCGAGGUCUCUUCCCGUCUCUUAUCGUGGAACCUUGCGGACACGAUGGUGCUCCUCUGACUCCACAGGACGAUGUAACACCACCGAGUUCCGCACCUCCUGUCUUCACUCCGCCGGAAGUGCCAGAGUUUUUGUUAGCCGAUGAACUCACUCAGAUCGAUGAAUCGCAAGAAGAGAAGCCGAUGGUGAAUGGUGAGAGCGGUUUUGUGAUAAACUUAUCCAAGGACCAAAAGGACCAUUACGGCUCGCAGUUCGAGGAUAUACCGGAGGCGCCCGGUAUAUUAGUCGUGGAGAUAUCAGAUGAGUCGGGCGAUAAGGCGGAAAAGACAGAAGACUCCAAAGUCGGUGAAACUGAUGCGGAACAGGACGAAUUCGGCCUGGGAGUGGCACAAAUCGUCAUAACAGCGGCUACACCAAUGGAGGAUGUCGAGCAUCCAUUCCCGGGUGCCGAGGAGGCCCCGGAAGACCCGGUGAAAUCCACCGAGAGUUCUGAGGCCGACCAGGAGGCUUCCAGCGUCGCUUCGGAUCCCAACGAGAGCGAGUGCAAGGAAGAGGAGGAAGCCACCGUGAUUCUAGACGAGAAGGAGGGCGAUGAAGGGGAAGAGAAGUCUACGAUCGACGAGCUUCCAGCGGAUUCCGCACCGUUCCCGAUCAGCAGUAGUUCCGGUAGCGAGGCGGACUCUACCGCCUCUGGUCCUAGCACGAACGAAAACUCUCAGUCGCGUGGAACGGUAGUGGAGGUGACGGAGGAGGGCGAGGCGGAGGAGGAGGGAGAGGAGAUGCCGGUAGGCGGGAAGAUGCUGGUUGGUGGACGAGCCAGCAUCCCUGACGAGCUGCAGCCGGACCAGCUGGAGAAACUACAGAGCUUGAAAGAGUCGAAUGCCUAGGGUCCCAGCUGACCGGGCCGCGGCAGCGGGCCCGGCAGGCUCCUCGCCCUGCCCCAAGGCCACCCCGACCACUUCCGCCACCUGCUGGACUUCUGGCGCGCACCGGACGUCCUCGCCAGAAAGGACUAAGGACUUCUCUAGAACAAAGAAAAGACUCUGAGACUGACGAGAAGCACACUGAUCAGUGACAGAGAUGAAGACGAUCAUUCUUGUGGCUGUCCCGUCUCCGGAGAGUAGCUUUCUUAGCGUCCAAUACAGGAAUAAUCGCGCUUGCGACUGCCCCUCUUUGGAGUAAGGGAUGUUAAUAGGAAUCCAGAAGAAACGUGAAUUAGUUAGUGUUCAGAGUAAAGAUCGUCGAGUUCGAAUCAAUCCUGAGGCGACACGCGUUAGGUCUGGAAGAGGGCUCGUUGAAACUGUCAGGAUCGACAGAAAAACUAUAGAGUAAAAGGGGUUGAUACACGAGACGAUCUAUCGGAUGGACAUUCAACAUUGCGAUAAUCUGUUGUCGAGUUGCAAAGCUAUCUAUUAGGUAGAUCACCACGUUAAUCUAUUUAUCUAGCACAAUAAUAAUUGAUUUCAACGAGAAGCGAGAGGAUUAAGUGUACCCGAGGCCGGGACAGCCGCAACGAGUGGAUAACACAAUAUUCAUGGUCACCAAGAGAUUCUAUGCGAGACUUUAUAUAACGUCGCAUCGAGACUUAAAGGAUUCAACAGGCGACAGCGGUUUGACCCGUUCUCCUCGAGAUCUCAUGAAAAACGAUUAACUAAAUUUUCUCAAUUUCGAGAUCAAAGUCUCGUAAAUCCUCGGGGAAACGGCUCGGGCCACUGUCGGUGCAUCAGAUCUUUUAUUUCUAUGUCGACCUAUUAAUAUAAAAAAAAACUUGAAAAUGCAGGAUCGUCGACUGUCCUGUUAAUUGGGAUAGUUAAUCUCGGGUCGGUUGAAGACCUAUCUAGCGAAUUUGACGAUGGAGGGAGAACGAGCGAUUGUAGGAAACGAUGUACAGUGCGAAUAUGUACGGAAGAGAGAAUUGUCGAUACCUGUCGAUACUAGAAGGCUGUAAAGCGACGACGACACCUGCACAACGGUCGUCGGUGUAUAUUUCAAAAGAAUUACACUGGUGUUGCAUGUAAAAAAGCAAA
Odontomachus brunneus is the source of this 4441-nucleotide messenger RNA. RefSeq names its product protein nervous wreck. The record is from RefSeq and is a predicted model, not a curated record. Gene Ontology annotation, molecular function: protein binding. The coding region runs from base 290 to 3301 and encodes 1003 amino acids. Gene Ontology annotation, biological process: regulation of actin filament polymerization; neuromuscular synaptic transmission. Gene Ontology annotation, cellular component: neuromuscular junction; recycling endosome. The transcript is spliced from 22 exons. Lineage: Eukaryota; Metazoa; Arthropoda; Insecta; Hymenoptera; Formicidae.